Molecule: messenger RNA, 1008 nt
Organism: Miscanthus lutarioriparius
Lineage: Eukaryota; Viridiplantae; Streptophyta; Magnoliopsida; Poales; Poaceae
Source: the annotation of a GenBank genome assembly
AUGGACGCGCGGGCCAGGGAGGCCGCAGAGACCAGCGGCCCCGGGCUGCCGCUCGCCGUGCGGGAGCUCCUCGCCGGAGGGGUCGCCGGGGGAGUCGCCAAGACCGCCGUCGCGCCGCUCGAGCGCGUCAAGAUCCUGUUCCAGACAAGAAGAGCAGAGUUUCGUGGUUCUGGAUUGAUUGGAUCCUUCCGAACAAUCUAUCGGACAGAAGGUCUUUUAGGGUUUUACAGGGGAAAUGGAGCUAGUGUUGCUCGAAUUGUUCCUUAUGCAGCUUUGCAUUAUAUGGCAUAUGAAGAAUACCGCCGGUGGAUCAUUCUUGGCUUUCCUAAUGUCAAGCAAGGGCCUGUUCUUGAUCUCGUGGCCGGAUCGAUAGCUGGAGGAACAGCUGUCAUAUGCACAUAUCCUCUUGAUCUAGUCCGCACAAAGUUGGCUUAUCAGGUAAAAGGUGCAGUGAAUGUGGGUUUCAGAGAAUCUAAGCCCUCUGAACAGGUUUAUAAAGGGAUCAUGGAUUGUGUCAAAACAAUAUACAGACAGAAUGGAUUGAAAGGCAUAUACCGUGGCAUGGCUCCUUCACUAUAUGGAAUCUUCCCUUACUCUGGUCUUAAAUUCUACUUCUACGAGAAGAUGAAGAGCCACGUUCCUGAAAAACACAGAAAAGAUAUCAUAGCAAAGCUUGGUUGCGGAUCAGUUGCAGGUUUGCUAGGUCAGACAAUAACAUACCCCCUGGAUGUUGUUAGGCGGCAAAUGCAGGUUCAAGCACUUUCAUCAUCCAGCCUUGUGGGUAAAGGAACAUUUGAAAGCCUGGUUAUGAUUGCGAAACAGCAAGGUUGGCGACAACUAUUCUCAGGAUUAUCUAUCAACUAUUUAAAGGUGGUGCCAUCAGUAGCCAUAGGAUUUACUGUUUAUGACUCAAUGAAGGUCUGGCUAAAAGUUCCAUCAAGGGAGGACACUGCUGUUGCUGUCUUGACAGAUGAACGAAGUAAUACAGCUCCUAUCCCCUCCAGUUAG